This is a messenger RNA of Ziziphus jujuba (common jujube), 1205 nucleotides long. RefSeq names its product tetraspanin-8. The transcript has 2 exons. Gene Ontology annotation, biological process: auxin-activated signaling pathway. NCBI's taxonomy places the organism in Eukaryota, Viridiplantae, Streptophyta, Magnoliopsida, Rosales, Rhamnaceae. Bases 139 to 942 code for a protein of 267 amino acids. The record is from RefSeq and is a predicted model, not a curated record. Gene Ontology annotation, cellular component: plasmodesma; plasma membrane.
UUCUUCCAUACUUGUUUCUCUCUCUUUUUUCUCUGUUUCUGCGAAUUGGGUUUCGUUUAUCUCUCUCUGAUUUCAAUUGGGUCAUCUGGGUUUCGUUAAAAACAAAAAAAAAAAAAGAAAAAGAAAAAAGAGAAAAAAAUGCGGGUGAGCAACAACCUUGUUGGCCUCCUCAACUUCAUUACAUUCUUGCUUUCGAUUCCAAUCCUCGUAGCAGGGAUAUGGCUGAGCAAACAAGGAAGCACUGAGUGCGAGAAGUUCCUCGAGAAGCCCGUAAUCGUGCUCGGCGUCUUCCUCAUGGUCGUCUCUCUCGCCGGUCUGGUCGGUGCUUGUUGCAGAGUCUCGUGGCUUCUCUGGAUUUACCUGCUCGUCAUGUUCCUCCUCAUCGUCAUCCUCUUCGCCUUCACUAUCUUCGCUUUCGUUGUGACCAACAAAGGUGCUGGAAAAGUUUUGUCAGACCGUGGUUAUAAGGAGUACAGGCUCGGAGACUACUCGAAUUGGUUGCAGAACAGGGUCAAUAAUACCAAGAAUUGGAAUAAGAUCAAGAGCUGUCUCAUUGAUAGCAAGGUCUGCUCCAGUUUUGAAGAUAAGUACGUUAACGAUACCGUCCAGCAGUUUUAUACUGAGAAUUUGUCCGCUCUUCAGUCUGGUUGCUGUAAGCCGUCAGAUGAAUGUGGUUUUACAUAUGUCAAGCCCACCGAAUGGACCAAGACCGCUAACAGUACUACUGCGAACCCUGAUUGUGAUCUAUGGGGUAAUGAGCUGAAGACUCUGUGCUUCAACUGCCAGUCAUGCAAGGCUGGAUUGCUAGACAAUCUUAAAAACGAUUGGAAGAAGGUUGCGAUCGUCAACAUUAUAUUCCUUGUCUUCCUCAUUAUUGUUUACUCUGUCGGUUGCUGUGCAUUCAGGAACAACAGGAGGGACAAUUCUUAUUGGAAAAACUAGAGUGGAUUUAGAUAUUAUUAGGCUUGUAGAUUUAUUAGGGAGCUUUCUCUUAUUUGCUGGAUUCUAUGAGAGUAACCCUUAUAGUGGUUUUUUUUUUUUUUUUUUUUUUUUUUUUUUUUUUUUUUUGUAAAGUUUUUAUUAUGGAUUCUCUGCUUAAUCAUAUUCCUUUAUUACUUCGCUGUAAUAGAGUUUUUGUUUUUGAUCAAUCUCGUAAUUUUACAUUACAGUAAAUGGAAAUUGUCUCCAAAGCUAGGAUGCUAAAA